AUGUCGCAUCCCGCCGAGUACGCAAUAUUCGGAAUCCUCCUUCUAGCGACCAUAGGCCCUGGACUGUUCUUCUCUCUUAGAAGAACCGGCCACCAGACUCUCGAUGAAGUAUUCCUGGGAAGCCGGACUCUGGCGGCAAUACCGCUGGCCCUAUCUGCUCUGGCGUCUCUUCUGUCAUCGGCGGGCCUCAUCGCCUUCACUGCCCACUACUACGCGUACGGAAUCCACAUGGCCUGGUCUUUCAUCACGGUCCAGUUUUGUCUCCCAUUCACAGUUCACAUCAUCGUUCCAGUGCUCUACCGACUAAAGAUCACCUCCCUUUUCGAGUACCUGCGUGCUCGCUACGGAAGAAAAAUCUCCCUUACGGCCUGCACAAUUUACUUCAUCCUAACGCAAAGCCUUGGAGCGGUGGCAAUAUUCUCAGCGGCAAUGGCGGUCGCAACAAUCUUUCAGGUACCUUUCAUCUGGUGCUGCCUUGCCAUCGGAUUCACGGGCACGUUCUACACUGCACUGGGAGGCUUGAGGGGCGUAGUGUGGACGGAUUGCGUGCAAGGUGUGAUCACAAUAGUCGCCCCUAUCACCAUUAUUGUGAAGAUCCUUUACGACUCGAACUCCGGCCAUUUCAAGCUUCGUCCUUUGAAUGAUAUCAACCUACGAGCAUACCUUUUUGAUGCCAGCCUUGACUUUACUAAGGAUGAAAAUGUGUGGUCAUGUCUCAUCGGCGUCGCCGCGGGAAACCUCUAUCGCACCGGCCUUGACCAGAUGAUUGUCCAAAGGUACAUGGCAUCAAGAACUCUAGAAGACGCUAAAAGGACAGCCCGUGCUGGAAUCGUGAUGUUGACCGGUUACUAUAUCAUACACAUACUUAUGUCAUUAUUACUCAUAUACUGGUUUCGUGAUUGUGACCCUCAGCUUACAGGAGCCAUCAAGCGGAUAGAUCAGCUCCUUCCUUACUACAUCAAGAGGCACUUGUCAGAAUUUACAGGAUUUUCAGGCCUUUUCCUGGCCGGAGCAGUCAGCGCGAGUACAAGCACCAUAUCAUCAAUCAUAAACUCCCAAGCUGUCGUUCUCUAUAUUGACGUGGUGUCGCAGUAUUUCGUUCUGGCGGAUGUUCAGGCUACACGAAUCACAAAAGUAUUAGCCUUUGUCAUAGGCAUCAUAAUGACCCUCUUCAGUAUCGUCAUACCUUACCUUGGCUCUGCGACCAGGAUUCUUCUCAUGGUUAGCAGCGCCGUCUCUGGACCAUUUGUUGGACUGUUUCUGUCGGCCUUGAUGUUUCCCUGCGUCAACAGCAAGGGAGCCGGUGUAGCCACACUCCUGACGACUACCUUCCAAUUGUGGCAUAUGAGUGAAAAAUUACGCCUUGGAGUUCGUCCACCUCGAAUGCCGGUAACCAUGGAUUACUGUCCCGGAAAUAUUACAAGAGCAAUGAAUAUUAGUAGCAAUGCUUUCUUCCAGACACCAAGGACGUGA
Molecule: messenger RNA, 1473 nt
Organism: Ixodes scapularis (black-legged tick)
Lineage: Eukaryota; Metazoa; Arthropoda; Arachnida; Ixodida; Ixodidae
Product: sodium-coupled monocarboxylate transporter 2
Exons: 12
Coding region: 1-1473 (490 amino acids)
Biological process (GO): sodium ion transport; transmembrane transport
Cellular component (GO): membrane
Molecular function (GO): symporter activity
Source: RefSeq, a predicted model, not a curated record